This is a messenger RNA of Mya arenaria, 8211 nucleotides long. RefSeq lists its product as uncharacterized. NCBI's taxonomy places the organism in Eukaryota, Metazoa, Mollusca, Bivalvia, Myida, Myidae. The transcript has 32 exons. Bases 1 to 7347 code for a protein of 2448 amino acids. Gene Ontology annotation, molecular function: polysaccharide binding; beta-N-acetylhexosaminidase activity. The record is from RefSeq and is a predicted model, not a curated record. Gene Ontology annotation, cellular component: membrane. Gene Ontology annotation, biological process: glycosaminoglycan metabolic process; carbohydrate metabolic process; ganglioside catabolic process.
AUGGCCAGUAGAACCGACAACGUACCAAACUGGUUUGUGGCUGCUCCUGGCAUGAAAGCAAAGAAGCUCGAAAUAACUGCUAGCGAAGACCUCAAUUACGUUGGUUACUUUGACUCUCCACAAAAAUGGAAAAGAUCCGAAGAUGACAAAUUUGAUCCAUUUACACCUGCUAAGCGUUACGAUAUGCUAAAAAGGGGACCGUCAGAAAAACGUGCAUAUAAAAUAAUUCCUUCGCCUGUCAAUAUGCUUGUAUACGACCAGCCAACGAUGCCAUUUGAUUCUAAGUCAUGGGUUGUUACAGGAUCAAAGGAUUUUGAAGGCGAAAUGCAGUUUUUGGCAGACAAACUCAAGAUGAAAAUUAAAGCCACGUCAUCGUCUUUUCAAAAGCAAAUACAAUUUAUCAAGACGACAGACGAGAUUGGAGGCAAAGAAGCGUACUUGCUCGGUAUUACCCCUAAUACCAGUAAAAUUGAGAUAAAAGCAAGCGACAAUGCUGGUGCUUUUUAUGGCGCUCAAACGCUUCUUUCAUUGUUGGAAGACAACGGUGGUGUAUUGCCUCAAAGCAUAGUUAGAGAUUUUCCCCGGUAUGAAUACCGAGGUGUUAUGAUUGACGUUGCACGUAACUUUAAAUCGAAAGCAUGGAUGUUGAAGCUCAUAGACACUAUGGCAAUGUAUAAGCUGAACAAAUUGCAUCUGCACCUAAGCGACGAUGAAUCAUGGCGGAUAGAAAUACCGGCCAUACCUGAACUAACAGAGGUUGCAAGUAAACGAUGUCACAGUGAGUACAAAGACAAAUGUGUGUUGCCACAAUGGGGCUCUGGACCUGACAGCGACACAUCAGGCUCUGGGUUCUACACUGUGGAAGACUACCGCGAAAUGUUAGAAUACGCAAAGGCUCGCCACAUUGAAAUCAUUCCUGAAAUAGAUAUGCCCGGUCAUUCCGCUGCAGCUAUGGCAGCAAUGGAAAAGAGGGAGGAUGAUAUUGACUUCAUGAAAAUGCAUGGUUAUAUACCUUUGCCGGAAUCAUUGUUAUUAAAUGAUCGUGGAAUUCAUGAGAAUGUUUCUAGCUUUCAAAAAUGGACGAAAAAUGCGAUGAAUCCCUGCAUGAAUUCCACUUUCAGGUUCGUGGAGUUGGUGGUAGAUGGGCUUAAGAGGCUACACAUGCAUAUACAGCCACUGCGGAUUUUCCAUAUGGGUGGAAGCGAGGUGGUACAAGGAGCUUGGGAUGGCUCUCAUGAAUGUUUAAUGAACUCCGAAUUGAAAACUUUUGACAUGGCGGCUCUCCGGCGAUUUUUUAUGAACCGGGUGACCGACGUUGUCGCGACGAAAGGUUUAAAACUGGGAGUUUGGGAGGAUGGUGUGUAUGCAGAAAACAAACCAAACCCAAUUACGGACUUUAAAUCAGAUGUCUUUGUGUAUCCAUGGGACAAUAGAUGGGAACUGGAUCAUGCCAAGAGGCCUUCGGAGUUUGCAGAUGCUGGAUACAAGGUGGUACUUCCUCUAGUCACGCAUCUUUAUUUUGACCUAGCCCAAGAGCCCGACCCUGAGACACGUGGUUUUUACUGGGCUACCCGCUAUAGCGACACACACAAACUUUUUGGAUUGAUGCCUGACGAUAUAUAUGCAAAUGCGGAUGUUGACAGUAUGGGCAAUACCGUAACAUUGGAGAGCCUGUGUGAAAACCAGCCCUGCCCGCAGCCAAAUAAGACUGAAAAUAUUAUAGGUUUGCAAGCUUGUGUAUGGACAGACAUAAUUCGAACCGAAGAGCAGAUUGAGAGCAUGAUUUUUCCCCGCCUCCUUGCCCUGGCAGAGCGAGCCUGGCAUGAGGCUGACUGGGAAAGCAUCAAGGACAAAACGGAACGGGACAGCAAAAAACAAGCUGACUGGGAGGUAUUUUCAGAUGUGAUGGGUCAUAAGGAAUUACCAAGACUUGAACGGAAUAGUAUUUUUUACCUCGUUGAUCCACCUGGGGCAAAGGUCGUGAACAAGGUUCUUACAACUAAUGUGCGUUACCCGAACCACACAGUUGAACUGAGCAGAGACGGUGGCAAGGUGUGGCAGACGUUUCAAGAACAGGAACUUCCGUUGGGUGAACAUGAGAUCCAUUUUCGAACCAGGUCACCAGUACUUGGUCGAUACAGUCGCGCCGUGAAGAUGACCGCUCAUGUCAGUGAUCAUAUCAAAGGCCUUAACCAGGGGGAACUUGAUGAGUUAGCGUCCAGUCUGCAGAUUCGUGUCAAGGUCCUUGACAAUCUGAGAAAUGAUGGGAACAGGCAUAUCGUGCAAACAACCCUAAAAAAUAUCGGACAAUCACCGAUUCCUGAUGUAGGAUGGACGCUUUAUUUCCACAGCAUGUUAUUGGCGUUCCCUGACAGUUUUCAACAUGAACACAAUAAAACAGUUGACAUGGACAUUGAAAAAGUUCAGUUUGGAGUAGUCCAAGGUGAUUUGUAUUAUAUGAAGCCAAUCCUGGGUUUUGCUCCGAUUUCACCAGGCAAAGAGAGGGUGUAUAAUAUUAUCGUUCAGCUUUGGGCGGUUUCAAAGACCGAUUUUAUGCCAUUGUGGUAUGUUUCAUCUGACACUGAGGGUGUCACACCACGUGUUGUUAAAUCAACAUCGUCUUUUGAUCUUGAUUAUGUGGAGGAUUUCGGUGACAUAAAGCAAUGGAAACGCAGUAGGGCUGACCGGUAUAACCCAUACAGCCCGCAAGAUCGUUGGUCGAAGUUCCGAUUUUUAGGAAACCAAAAGGUAGAAUCGGUUGUCAUACCUACCCCUAAGAAGAUAGAACGUCAGGAAGAUGGACCAUUUAUUAUGUUUGAUUAUUCGUGGAAAGUGUUUGAUGUUAAUGGAUCUUUCAGCGAAAUUGCUAAAUAUAUGAAAGAAAUGUUCAAAGUUGAUUCCUCAGUAAGUGAUGGGCGAAAUUUAAUUAAGCUUAUUAAAAACGCCACACUGCCUGGACAAGCAUACUUAUUGCAGAUUGAAGCUGAAAACCAAAAUAUUGUUUUACAAAGCAGUACACCUCAAGGCAUGUUCUAUGCUGUACAGUCCUUACGAGCCAUAAUCGAUGACACGAAUCGAGUCAACAUUCCUUCAAUGACACUUGAGGACGCCCCGCGAUACGAGUGGCGAGGUAUGCACUUAGAUGUGGCGAGAAACUUUCACAGUCUUGAAGACGUGAAAAGACUUAUUAAAGCCAUGGCCAUGUACAAAAUGAAUCUACUUCAUCUACAUCUCACUGAUGAUGAGGGAUGGAGAAUAGAAAUUCCUGGCCUUCCAGAACUUACUAAGAUUGGAAGUCGUCGAUGUCACGAUUUAAAUGAAACACAAUGCAUUAUACCACAAUUUGGAUCAGGUCCAUUUGCCGAUUCCUCUGGUACCGGUUAUUACACGACGGCGGAAUACAAGGACUUGCUUAGAUUCGCUAAGAAACACUUUAUAACGGUUGUUCCUGAGUUCGAUACACCUGGACACUGUCAUGCAGCUGUUGUGUCCAUGGAAUGUAGAUACAAUAAAUUCAAAAUGACUGGAGACGAUACUUCUGCAAACGAAUAUCGACUUGUUGACCCAGAGGAUGUAUCAUUUUAUAGAUCAGUUCAAAACUGGCGGGACAAUGCUAUUAAUCCAUGUAUUAAUUCUACAUAUAAGUUCAUAGCGAAAAUAAUUGAUGAAAUAAAAAGCAUGCACCAGGACAUACAACCACUAGUUACAUACCAUUUUGGCGGGGAUGAAGUUGCAAAGGAAGCAUGGACACACUCGCCUAUGUGUCAGAAGUUUUUAACAAGCAACCCGAAAUAUAAUGUCACACAUGGUUUGAAGAAUUACUUUGUUACGCGGGUUGCUGAAAUAGCAGCUGCAAAAAAUGUUAAGCUUGGCGGAUGGGACGAUGGGUUCCUAAAUGGACAAUCCAGUCCAGAACCUAUUCCGAUCAGUGAAUUUUCCAACGCUGAGUUGUUUGUCAAUACGUGGAACAACAUCUGGGAAUGGGGUGGUGGAAGCAAUGCAUACAAAUUUGCCAAUGCUGGAUUUAAGGUAAUACUCACCCAAGCGACCAAUUUGUACUUUGAUCAUCCACAAGAGCCGGAUCCCGAAGAGAGGGGACUUUACUGGGCGACCCGAUUUACAGAUACUAAGAAAGUGUUUCGGUUUAUGCCCGAGUCCUUGUAUGAUAACAUUUUUGAGGAUAAAUCAGGGGGACCUUUAUCAAAAGUUGAAAUAUGUGGAGAGGACAUGUCUAAAUGCACCCUUCUGGAGAAACCAGAAAAUGUUAUUGGAAUGCAAGGUGCAUUGUGGAGUGAGACUGUAAGAACAAGUCAAAACAUGGAUUAUAUGAUAUAUCCUCGACUGCUUGCGUUAGCUGAAAGAUCAUGGCAUAAGGCCUCUUUCGAAGAUCAAAGUGACAAUAUUGAAGUUUUUGAAAACGAAUGGAUUUCAUUUUCGGAGGCGCUUGGAUUGAGAGAAUUUAAACGUCUUGACGAUCUUGGCAUAUCAUUUCGUGUUCCACCUCCUGGUGCAAGGCUAUUGGAAAAUGGAGAAAUGCAAGUCUCAACCACAUAUCCUGGACUCGGGGUUGAAGUGAGCAAAGACAAUGGCACUACCUGGCAACAAGUGCCUGAAGAGAUCGUCAACAAUCCUAAUCGCUCCAGAGUGGUUAAAUCUGAAGGCGAUUGGCAUUCUGUUAAACUGAGAACCACAUUUAGGAAUGGUGAUAAAACGAGGUACAGCCGUUCAAUAACGCUCAAUAAAGAAGUCGCUCGUCCGGUGGUGGAGCAAUACAUGUUGAAUUACAUCGCUGAAAACCUUCUUGUCCAUGUUGAAGUGAUAGAUAACCUUAACAAAGACUACAAUAACUAUAUGACGGUUAAGCUAGAGCUGACCAACAACGGUUCUAUGAAUAUACCGUCUAGUGCUUGGAGAAUUUACUUUUACAGUCUUUACGGUGCAAAAGACAGCGAGUUGAGAUGUGGCCUUACUGUAGGACAUGUGAACGGUGGUCUGUUUUACAUUGAACCAACACCUGGAUCCUUCCCGGGAAUUCCAGCCAUGCAAAGUCUUAAUCCGUGCACAUACAAUAACAAAUGGUGGAUGGUCAGCCGAACGGACAAUAUGCCAAACUGGUUUGUGACUGCUCCUGGUAUGAAAGCAAUGAAGCUCAAAGCAACGGAGAGCGAGACGUUGAGCUAUGUGGGCAAAUUUGACACCGCGGCAAAAUGGAAAAGAACACGGGAAGACAGGUUUGAUCCCUAUACGGCUCCAGAGAGAUAUGACAUUCUUCGCAGAAACCCUUCAUCUAAACCAGUAUAUCGGGUUGUACCAACUCCAAUGAUGUCAACAUUUUCUAAACACGAAACCAUUCACGUUGAUCAUUUAUUCGUAGUUGUAGAAUCACAGGAGUUUAAAAGAGAAAGUCAGUUUCUAGCAGAGACGCUUAAAGUGAAUAAUGUAACAACUGCAUUGGAUUCGUCAAAACAAAUCAAAUUCGAAAUGAAGCAAAAUUUAGGCGGAAGUGACGCAUACGAGAUAAAGAUCAGUCCAGAGACACACACUGUCGUUAUACAGGCCCAAGAAGCCCCCGGUGCAUUUUAUGGGGCACAAACCUUGAUAUCGCUUGUGGAAGACAAUGAUGGAAAUAUUCCUAAAGCUACCAUCAGGGACGCUCCGAGGUUUGGAUAUCGUGGUGUAAUGUUAGAUGUGGCACGCAAUUUCAAGCCGAAGAACUGGAUGUUGAAGUUUAUUGAUGUGAUGGCCACGUAUAAAUUGAACAAGCUUCACCUUCAUCUGAGCGACGACGAAGCCUGGAGGAUUGAAAUACCGGAUAUUCCUGGAUUGACGCAGAUUGCCAGCAAACGAUGCCACAGCGAAUACUCAGACGAAUGUGUUAUGCCCCAGUUAGGCUCAGGGCCUGAUACGGAUACAAUAGGGUCGGGCUUUUACACCGUCGACGACUACAGGGAGAUUCUCGAUUACGCAAAUGCCAGGCACAUCGAAGUUAUACCUGAGAUCGAUAUGCCGGGACACUCAGCCGCGGCAAUCACUGUGAUGGAAAAGAGGGAGGAUGAAAUUGACUUUAUGGAGAGUCACGUAUAUGGGCCAUUACCAGAGUCGUGGCUGCUUUAUGACCACAAGUUUACCCCAAGUGUUUACAGUGUGCAAAAAUGGUUAAAGAACGCAAUGAACCCAUGCAUGAACUCUACGUACAGAUUCGUAGAGCGGGUAGUGGACGGCCUGAAAGAACUACAUAGGCCUGUUCAACCAUUGCGCAUAUUUCACAUGGGCGGAGACGAGGUGGCACAUGGAGCAUGGAGUGAAUCCAGAGAAUGCUUCGAUAACGUGGAAUUCCGUGGCAAGGACACGGCGGCGUUGCAACGGGUGUUUAUGAGCCGAGUGUCAAGGAUUAUAUCAGACAAGGGCCUUAAUCUCGGUGUCUGGGAAGACGGCGUUUAUGCUGAUGACAAACCAAACCCAAUAACGGACUUCAAGUCAGAUGUGUUUGUGUAUCCAUGGAACAACAGAUGGGGUACGAACAAAGCCAAAAGAUCAUCAGAGUUCGCUGAUGCUGGAUACAAGGUGAUUCUGCCUCUGGCCACUCAUCUCUACUUUGACAUGCCACAAGAGCCCGACCCGGAGAGUCGCGGGCUUUACUGGGCCACCCGCUUCAUUGACGCCCACAAAGUAUUUGGGCUCAUGCCGGAUAACAUAUUUGCUAACGUGGAUGUGGACCGGAUGGGAAAUUCUGUGUCCUUGGAAGACUUGUGUGGAAAUGCAGCUUGUCCUCAGCCAAAUAAGACGGAAAAUAUCAUUGGUCUGCAGGCAUGCAUGUGGGCGGAAGUUAUGCGUACAGAGGAGCAGUUCCACAACAUGGCCUUCCCGCGCCUUCUCGCCCUUGCCGAGCGCGCAUGGCACCGUGCAAACUGGGAGGAAAUAGAAGAUAGGAACGCGCGGGACGCGUACCGAAGUUCCGACUGGGAGGCGUUCGCAGAUGUCCUGGGCUACAAGGAGCUCCCUCGGCUUGAGAAGAAACAGGUUUUUUACCUUGUAGAGCCGCCGGGGGCUAGAGUUGAAGGCAACGUACUGAUGGCAAACACGCGGUACCCUAACCAUGUGGUAGAGAUAAGCAUGGACGGAGGUGACUCAUGGAACGAAUUCCAACAACAGACCCUGGCUAACGGGAAAUAUAAAUUCCAUUUUAGAACGAAGUCGCCGGUGCUAGGCCGUGUGAGUCGGCCUGUAGAGCUGAUGGCCGUAGUUGAGGGCGACGGUCGGGUGGGUUCCGCUGCGUCGUCUACUCUAACUUAUCUCACCAUACUUGUCACAUUUGUUCACAUAUACAUGUUUUGGCGUGUAUUGUAAAUACGUGUUUUAUGGUGCUUCGUAUACCUCAGGAUGCAAAAAUGCAUAUUAAAACUUGAAUAUGUGUAUGUCUAAAAAUUGAAAACUUGCACACGCCUGUUGUAUAAUUCAUAAUACAAUUUUGUUUGCGAGUAUGGGCUAAACUUAUGGCAUAUCAUAAUUGGCCUAACACAUAAGCCAGUCACUUGAUUUUUUUUCUGAUAAUGACAUUACAUAACAGUACUGCAAUAAAAGAACCCAAACCCAUGCUUUGGCAUGGCCAUUAUGCAAUUAAAACAUUUCUAAUGUAAGUAUGUUUUUCGGUUCCCUUGUUUUUCCUUUCAUUAAAGGCAUUCCAAAACGAAAAUAAAUAAAUAUUUGUUUUGCAUUUAUCGACAAAUUUAAUCAGAACGUUCAUAGAUUCAAAUUUUAAGCUAUCGUACUAUAUCUUCUGAUGAACAAGUAUAUGAUGAUUGCUCUCUUUGAAUAGAAAUAAAUGAUUGGACGCUUGCAAACAUAUAAAAUGAUGUCAGAAUCGUUCAACACGACGAUGACGUCUUCUGCUAAAACCUGUGUUGCCUUUUAAGUGCAUACUUCUUUCAGUUUACACUUGUUUUUUUCCGAACAAAUUCACAUUUGUUAUAUGGGCUUUUAAAAAGACCGGAUAUUAUAUGUUUUUUACCUUGUUUGUUUCAAGUGUUUGAUACGGCUUACAUGUAUACUGUGUACUACCUGUACGACUGAAAUCGUGGUUCGUGUGAGGAGAAUGAUGAAAUCGAAUGUUUUCAAGUACAAAGACAUAAUCAUUGUUCAUUUCAGUAAUUGUGCUGUACUUAUAUGGCUGUGGCAUUGUCAUUUACAUAGUACAAUUAUACAAUUGAUGUG